Molecule: messenger RNA, 933 nt
Organism: Monoraphidium neglectum
Lineage: Eukaryota; Viridiplantae; Chlorophyta; Chlorophyceae; Sphaeropleales; Selenastraceae
Exons: 1
Coding region: 1-933 (310 amino acids)
Source: RefSeq, a predicted model, not a curated record
AUGCCUGCCUUCGGCGCCCCAAGCAGCGGCACGCCAGCGUUUGGUGCCCCAAGCAGCAGCACGCCCGCAUUCGGCGCCCCAAGCAGCAGCACGCCCACUUUUGGCGCCCCAAGCAGCACCCCUUCCUUCGGCGCACCCGCCAGCACUCCUGCAUUUGGGGCGCCCAGCAGCACGCUCACCUUCGGCGCUCCAACUGCCGCCCCGGCGUUCGGCGCGGGCAGCAGCACGACGGCGUUUGGUGCGGGCGCCAGCACCCCCGCGUUCGGCGCAACAGGCAGCAAACCGGCGUUCGGCGCGCCCAGCAGCGGCUCUGCGUUUGGCGCGCCAAGCACGGCGCAGCCCUUCAGCAGCUUUGGAGGCGGCACGGGCGCGACGGGCGCGGCCGCCCCCGGCGGGUUCGGGGCCCCGCCUGCGGCCGCCGCCGCCGCGCCGUCCUUUGGCGGCUUCGGCGCGGCCCCGGCGGGCGGCGCGCCGCCUUUCGGGGGCUUUGGCGCGCAGCAGCAGGCGGCCGUGCCAUCCGCAGGCGGCGGCGCGACGUUUGGCAGCUGGGGCAGCGGCGCGGUCGCGCCCACGGCGAGCGGCGCUUCGCAGCAGUCUGCAUUUGGUCAGGGCGCGGCCGGCGCCGCGGGCGCUGCUACUGCCCCCUCGCCGUUCGGCGCGCCCUCGGUGCCAUUUGGCGGCGGCGGCUUCGGCGCUGCGCCCUCGGGCGGGGCGCCCGCGUUUGGGGGCUUUGGGCCGCCGCAGCGACCUCAGCAGCAGCAGCAGCAGCAGCAGCAGCAGCAGCAGCAGCAGCAGCAGGCCCCGGCGUUUGGUGCGCCGGCGCAGCAGCAGCAGGCGCCUGGCGGCGACGGCUUCAGCAUGGGGGCCGGCAACGCCCCCGCUGCCGGCGGCAGCCGCCGGAAGGUCAACGUGCGGCGCGCCGGGCGCCGAUAG